GCCUACAAAAAGGCCCAUUUGUAGUUGGAAAAGUAAAGCCCAAUAGCUGACGACUCGGUAUCAGUCGCCGGUUUAUGGUUAAUGCAGCCGAGUCCGAGAUCGGAGACAUUGGAAGAGAAAGAAGAUGUUGAGAACUCGGCUUCUCUGGUUUACGCUUGGAUUCUCCGUCACCGGAGCUUCGGUGGCUCAUCUCUUGUGGCGGGAUCUAUACGCCGAACGCUUCGCUAUCUCUUCUGAUAUGAAAGAGAAGUUCGGAGCUUUGGAAUCUAGAGUUUCGGGUCUGGAGUCUGCCGGUCACGAGAACCCGAGUCCAGCUCAGGUUGAGAGUUGAGACUCGUGGAAGCAUCCAAGCCCAACUCCUUCAAUAACUUUGCUUGUCUGUGAGAGAGUUGCAAUCUUGAUUUGGAACUUCACAGUUACUUCUUCUUCAAACCAAGCUUCAAAAUGACUUGUCUUUUGUAUCAAGACCUCUUCUUUUAGCAAUACUUGCGUUUGUGUUACAAAACCAUCCGGCUUUCUUAUUUAUUACAAAGAAAUAAUUGAGUACAUUCGUUUCCUUCUAAAGAGGGAUUUGUA
Brassica rapa (field mustard) is the source of this 576-nucleotide messenger RNA. RefSeq lists its product as uncharacterized. The record is from RefSeq and is a predicted model, not a curated record. Lineage: Eukaryota; Viridiplantae; Streptophyta; Magnoliopsida; Brassicales; Brassicaceae.